UUAAGCUAAAGCUUUAGCAUUUUCACACAUCGCGAUGGACGCGUCCUCGACACAGUCUGUCAACAUUCUUGAGACAUUUAAUGCGUAUCAAUAGAGAAUUUAUAAGUUAGAUUUCUGCUCCUACAACUUCCACAUCUUUCGAUUUUCGAGAUCUGGUAAAGGGGAGAUUGAUGUGUAUCUUUUUAUGUUCAAACAUGGGUCAGAUCACUAUAUGCUUUUUUGUCACGAUCCCUUGUCACACCUCGCCAUCCAUGUGUCAUCAUGCAUGAAGUUGUAGAUGAGUCACUGCGUAAAAUAUGUCACUAUCAAUAGAAUGUGCCGCAGCAUUAUUAUCUUUUAGAUACCCUAGUUUAUCAUUAUUGUGGUCCCAUACCCCAGGCAUUUGCGACGGAUUUUUAAGAAACUUCGGUUAUUUUUUAAAUUCAACAUGGUAAAUCAAGCGGUCAGCUCUUUUUCCUGUUUGAAUGAAAAAAUCAGAAAAGCGUGCCAUCAACGAACAGGUCCAUUCGUGCAGUCGACACGUCAACGAUAAACACAAGCAAAGCCAGGGAAUAGUCCUGGGUAUUAAUCCAUGAAGCAUUAGCCCUUCUAGAAGUUAUGUUCCACAAGAGAAGAUCAAGUAGCUAGGAACAAAUUUUGAAUGAAUAGCAUGCUAUACGAACGAACAAAAAAGGUAUAUGACGUCAGAUCAGGCCACAGUAACCUGACAGGCUGCAUGUCAAUAUACUAGCUAGUAUAACAAUAGUAAUUAUCGGAGUUGCUGAUGCGGCGUUACCUCACGUUAUUCGUUUAUAUUUCGACAGUGUUCCAUCGCAGUUUGAAGGAUGUUAGAAGAUUUUUGUAAUAGUGGAGAAAGGGCUUUUUCGUCUCUUGCUUGAAGAUGACUUCUCGAUGUACAACGUGAAAGUAAUUUGCAUGUCGUGUUGUUAGCCACAUGAACCACGCCAUCUUGUUUCCACUGAACUACGUUCGCCUUCGAUAAACUGUGAGAAUCCUUCCAAUGAUGAAUACGCGAGAAAGAGAGAGAGGAUCCCGUCGAAAAAUCUUUGCUCUAACACUCAUUCCAACCUUAAUCAUAGUGAUUUUUGUCUUUGUGUGGAGACCGCUCUUGCUUCCAUAUUUCUUUACAUAUGCGAAGAUAAUUAUUUCAGAAUCUUGGGAUUAUGAACAGAGACUUCAGGAGAACAAGAUGGAGCUUGCUCAUAAGGAAUGGAGAAUGUAUCAAAUCGAAAGUCGUUUUGGCCAAGACUGGUGCAAAGACCAGCACGUUAAAUCAAGAAGCGACAUAACAUGGCUGACAAUCGUAGUUGACGAGAAUUUUGCUUCCUCUGCCUUAGUUCUUGGUCACUCCAUCCGCACAUUUUCUUGCCAAAAGAACAUGAUCGCAUUGAUUUCAGAAACGGUUAACGAGAGAACUCGGAAAGCACUUCAGAGUGUUGGUUGGGAAACUCGUUUGGUCGAAGAAAUGGACUGUGAUUGGCUGGAUGCUAAAUUGGGAGGUGACCGCAACAGUGGGUUGUUUGGAAAGCCACUUGGAUACAGAAUAAAGGGAACACACACGCGAUUCCACGCCUGGAACUACACAGAAUAUUCCAAAAUCAUUUAUGUUGAUGCUGAUUACAUGUUGAUGACAAACAUUGAUCGACUGUUCGACAUUCCAGAUGACUUUGCCGCUGCUCCUUCGUCUAGACCAGGUGUGGUGAAUCCAGCCUUCAAUGCAGGAUUCCUGGUGUUCAGACCAGAUAGCAACUACUACCACGAAAUUAUGAGCCUGUGGGAGGACACUACAAGAAAAGACACUUGUCCUGAUGAUCAAGUUUUGCUGUGGCAUUACUAUGCUGAUUCUGGUAACUGGAAGGCACUGUCCUUUUCAUUUAACGUCCGACUCCUUAUCUACAGACCUCUGAACUCUUACCAUUUCGCUGUAGCUCCACACUACCAUCCACCUAAGCCAUGGUCUGCGAAAUGCAGACCAAGCAGAAAAGAAGCCCAUGAUUAUGACGGACCAAUUCUUGUUCCUGAAGAUAUGGUUUUGAUUUUCUGGAAGAAUUUAUAUCAAUUGCUAGUGAAGUAUAAUUUAGAGAAUUGGUGGAGAUCAACAAAGUUGUUUCGGCCAGCCCAGGAGUUUGGCAGUGUACCUUAUGCUGACUGCAAAAGUUACAUGUAAAAUAAACCACACCAGUUUAGAAUACUGUUCCGCGGUUUACAAGGGUUUACAAAACACUGUACUUUGAUGGGUAGCAAGAUCGUCCUAUAUCAGCUGACGCAAAAACGGUAUUAGUUGAAUGCCCAAUCGGCUCCAAUCGGUGGCAAAGGAGAAACGAUCAUCAUCAAAGUGUAGCCUGUCAAAAACGAUCUUAAAUUUACGUACGUACUUCUUCUUACGUACGUACUUCUUAGAACUCUAAACCGAUCUGGUUGAGCCCAAUUUAUAUUUUUCAAUAAUGAUCGCCACAGGCCAAUACAAAGUGUCAGGGAAAAUUAUAGGUUCAGUAUUUUUAAUGUUCACAUGGAUCGCCAUAAUAUAAAAGUAAGAAUUUUGGUAUUUUAACAGUUAUUUUUUGCUUGGAAACUGUAAACACCUUCUAAUCUAUUUUGUGUUUUUCCAAAAUUGGUCUAUUUAUUGUCGACAUGCAUAUUUUGACUACAAUUUUUUUUAGCUUGAAAUGAUUAUCUCAUUUUUGCGGACACUUUGUAAAUUCAGAGAAAAAAACACCAAAAAUGAUUAUAUAAAAUGCAGCUCUGUACCUAUUGGCCAAAAUAGGUACUCUUAUUUAAAUAGCUCUUAUUUAAAUGUUUUAAUAAACUCCAAUUAUUGACUGGUGCCGCAGAAAUUCUGCAUCCCACCACUGACUGGUGCUGCAGAAAUUCUGCAUCCCACAACUGACUGGUGCUGCAGAAAUUCUGCAUCCCACCACUGACUGGUGCUGCAGAAAUUCUGCAUCCCACCACUGACUGGUGCUGCAGAAAUUCUGCAUCCCACCACUGACUGGUGCCACAGAGAUUCUGCAACCCACCACUGACUGGUGCUGCAGAAAUUCUGCAUCCCAUUACCCACUGGUACCCCCAUCAAACAAAAGGUGUAGUGCCACAACAAUUUAUUCAUUCACUGUAUGGUUUAAUGGGAAAGACAUACAGAUUGUCACAAAAGUUUACAGCAAUGAGGGCAAAAGUCUUGAUUACAGUAAUAAAGAAGUAGUUAUGGCGAUAAACUGUUUUUCAUUUAUCUUUAGGAAUCGACCUUUUCACUGUAAAAUUUACAUAUGGCUAGGCUUAAAACUUAGUAAACAAAGAGAAAGUGCUCAAACAGACUCAGAAAGGCUUGGCCCUCUGUUACAAUAUUUUGGUCUGAGUCUUCGAAUUGAAUUUCAGAACAGUGUUGAGAACAUGCUAAAAAUAAUUUUACACUUAUCAAUGAGUCAUAGUGAUUAGUUGUUCUCUCUGAGAACAGCAUACCUAUUUUUCAAAAAGGUUUUGGUAGAUGGCAUUAGCUUGCCAUCUUCUGUGCGGUCGAAACCACAACAAACAACACAUGAUUUUGGCAAAUCCUCAAGCCAAGGCUCUGCUCUCCUCCGUGGGAGAUGUUGGGGAGACCAUUUACCACCAAAAGAUCCUUUCCAGUAAUGUAACUGAAAAAAGGUAUCCCCAACAGACAUUACUUUGCCAAUGACUGGAGUCUUGUCAAAGUUUUCCAAAAAAACAGCCACAAAACACCCGGCCUGGAGGUUUUCAAGAAAAUUGUCAGUCAUUUCAACUGGAUCUUGUCUUUCCCGUGGAUUUCUGUACCGACCAGUAUAUACCUGUAGACAUUAUAGAAUCAAACACAAAGUUAAGAAAUUUAAAAACCUAAAUGAAAAUGUUGUAGGUCAGAUUUGAUUUGGUUAAAAUUUUUUAAACUAUGUCAAAUCUCAAUUCCCAUAGAAUGUUCUCUGAUGAAAAAACACAUUUGACCUGUA
Messenger RNA from Orbicella faveolata, 3956 nucleotides. RefSeq names its product glycogenin-1-like. Lineage: Eukaryota; Metazoa; Cnidaria; Anthozoa; Scleractinia; Merulinidae. The record is from RefSeq and is a predicted model, not a curated record. Gene Ontology annotation, molecular function: glycosyltransferase activity.